This is a messenger RNA of Gambusia affinis (western mosquitofish), 2663 nucleotides long. RefSeq names its product scavenger receptor cysteine-rich type 1 protein M130-like. Gene Ontology annotation, cellular component: membrane. The coding region runs from base 1 to 1299 and encodes 432 amino acids. The record is from RefSeq and is a predicted model, not a curated record. The transcript is spliced from 9 exons. Lineage: Eukaryota; Metazoa; Chordata; Actinopteri; Cyprinodontiformes; Poeciliidae.
AUGGGAUGGGAGGAGGCGGAGCCUGCAGCUGUUGAUGUGAGCUCAGAGUUUCGGCCUGAACAGACGGAGCGCUUCCACGGACGGCUGCAGCUCAGAUCUGAAAUGAAAGCUGGAAACACAAACAGACAGAAACCAUCAUCUUCCUUUCAGAGCCUCUUGUUGAACAUGGACCACACCCUGAUGGCGCUUCUGCUGUGGCUCUGCAGCUCAGGUGUUCAUGCAGAUGAAACCCUCGGCCUGAGAGAGUCCAUCAGGUUGGUGGGAGGAUCCAGACGCUGUGAAGGUCAAUGGGAGUUGAAUCUGGGAGAAUGGAGACCGGUUCACAUCCAAAAUUUUAAUUAUGGCCUGAAAGAAGCUUCAAUUAUCUGCAGAUGGCUGGACUGUGGCUCAGCUGUCUCAAUUAAAUAUGAGCUGACAUCGUUAAUCCCCGUAUGGAUGAUCACCUCAGAGUGUUUUCUGUCUGGAUCUGAUCUCAAGGACUGUGCAGAAAAACAAAGAAGAUUUGGUUUUAUAUGGGUCACCUGCUCAGAGUCUGUGAAAUUGGUGAAUGGGGGAAAUGGCUGUUCAGGUAGACUGGAGGUGAAGGUCUCCAAGUCUGACCAGUCUAACCAGAGCUGGUCUUCAGUGUGUGAAGCUGACUUUGACCAGCAGGAUGCAGAGGUGGUGUGUAGGGAGAUUAACUGUGGGUCUCCUACAGUCCUAAAGGGAGGGCUCUAUGGAGAGAUGGAGGCUCCAACAUGGUCGCCACAGUUCCAGUGUGGAGGACAUGAGUCUUCUCUCCUGGACUGUAGAAGGUCCAACUCAGCCAGAAACUCCUGCCCCCUUGGAAAAGCUGUUGGACUCACUUGCUCAGAACCGUUGAGGUUGGUGGGAGGACCCAGGAGUUGUGAAGGUAGACUCCAGAUAAGAGUUGAGGGAAAAUGGCGACUAGUGACUCGUUUGAGCCGUUUUUGGAACCACAACCACACAGAGAUGUUAUGUAAAUGGCUGAGCUGUGGCUCUGCUGUUUCAAUGGAAGACACUGAGUCAUUACAGAAAGAUACGUCUUACAUCUAUGAGAGAUGCAUUGAGGAAACAUCUACUGCUAGGGGCUGUGGGUGGCUGAAUGCAUAUUCAGCUGUACCCGUGAAACUCAACUGUUUAGAACCAGACAGAACCACAGAUGGGAACCUUCGUCUCACAGUUUUUACACCAGUUUUUAUCUUCUGUCUGGUUCUCCUGCUGCUGAGCGUCACCUACUUCAUCUUCGCUCUUUGCUUCACCUACAAGCCCACCAGGUGGCAGCAGUCAGGCCAGUGAGCUGAAGAUGCAGCAACGAUAGAUGAUGGAGAUGUUCGCUUCACCCUGACCUAAGAGGAAAUGUUCAGUUUCCUGAACUCCUACACUCAGUUAUAACACAUAUAGCUGCUUAUUAAAUCAAUUAAAUUUUGUUUUUCACCUAUAAAAAGUAUUUUCCUGUGAAAGAAGCAGUAAUAUGAGCUUUGAUCUUUCUUUCUAUCAUGUUAUGAUGUUUUUCCUUUAUCAAAAACAAACUUGAACUGUUGCCUUGAUUCUUUCAAGCAUUUGAUUAAUCCUUUAAUCUCCAUGGCAACCAUUCAGCUGCAAAACGCCUAAAUGGACUUUGCACCUCCUUUGAGGCGCAGCUCCUCCCCCUUUCAGCUCCGUCAGACUAAUCAGCAGCAAUUAGCAAACAUCUGAUGGAACUACUGCGCUCAUUAGAGGAGCUGCUUCCCAGAGCAACGCUGUUAAAAACGUUGUUAAAGGGUUAAUAGAGGAGCCAUCUUGGGAUGACUCCCUGAAUUAUAAAGUUACAUUUCUUUUGAGUCAUAUUUAAUACAUAUAGCAACAACUAAAAUCAACAUAGUUACUUGAUUGAGCUAUAAAUUAACACUAUGUGGCUGGAAAACAUGUUAUACUGCACCUUUAAGCUCCAUCACCGCUUUAAAACCUUGUGGAUUUAUAACCAGCAUAGGUUCAGGUUAAAACUGCUUGGAUUCUGGAUUUGAAUAGUUCCAGUUUUCUCCUGCUCCAUAGCACUGAAAUUCAUCAAAACCACAAAUGACCUCCUCAUGGCAGCUGAUUCUGGACUUCAUUCGACACUCCACCCCACUAAAGACUAUCUUCACGCUAACGUCCAUUGGUGUUUCUCACUCCAUUAGGCUGGUUUACUUCCCGGUACUCUGGCCACAGGCCUUUAAAUGUGCCCCAGGGCUCUGACCCGGCAUCCCUUGUCUUCAUCUACAUUCUUCCCAUGGUGAUAUAUAUUGUGUGAAUUUGAUGUUCUUUUUCACUGUUAUGCUGAUGAAACCCAACGCUACAUCACCACUAAUGGGAUUAGUGGUGAUGUUCUAACUGUUCCACCCAUGUCCUUCUCUGACUCCACCUCUGACAUAAAAACCUGGUUGACGCUAAAUUUUCUUAAACUAAACAACAUCAAAACUGUCAUCUUCUCUGCAAUUCAUUAUCAUCCCAACUCAGAAAUAUCAUCAAUUCACUCCGGCAUUUCAAAUCACAACACAUUCCUUGACAGUUGCUUUUUCUAUGUGUUGCAUUUUGCUCUUUCUGUUCAAGUGAUUUUAUUAUCUUACUGUUGUUUCUUUUAAUUGUAAGAUGUCCUUGAGUGCCAAGAAAAGCGCCUCCAAAUAAAAUGUAUUUUUACGGUC